This is a messenger RNA of Xiphophorus maculatus (southern platyfish), 5232 nucleotides long. RefSeq names its product protein NLRC3-like. The coding region runs from base 420 to 3485 and encodes 1021 amino acids. The transcript has 8 exons. The record is from RefSeq and is a predicted model, not a curated record. Lineage: Eukaryota; Metazoa; Chordata; Actinopteri; Cyprinodontiformes; Poeciliidae. Gene Ontology annotation, molecular function: protein binding.
UCGUUUUGGUGGCAGAGUUGUGAAAUACUUCGAAACAUUGAAAUGUAAUUUUAGAUUGAGGUUACCACAUAAGAGGAAGUGUUUCACAGAGGAAGCAGAUGUUUCAACGGUUAUUUCAACUUAUACCAAGUGUUGAAAUAAAUUUAAAGUGGUAGUACAGACUUCUCUGUGCACUUCACAUGUAAACAACUAGAAAAACAGAAGAAUAUGUAUAAUCUGUAGUAAAUAUUGUUAAAAUUAAAUCAUUAAAUCAUUUAACCUUCAUCACACUUUCACAAACAAAAAAAGUAAGCACAUGUAAAAUGUUCCUAAACCAGAAACCAAAGCCUGUAAAAAUCUCAUUUUCCUCUUGAACCUGAACUUAAACUCAGUUGUUAAAUAAGUAUAAAAGUAUUUCUGUUCUUCUGCAGCAAUAAGAAAUGUCUGACCGGAGGAAGAGAAGGAAAUGUGCAACAAAGACCAGAUCACCUGAAGAGCAAACAGUUUGUUCCCAGAAGAAUGGAGCGGAGCCAGCAGGCCCCAGCGGCGUCUCUGUUAGAAGUCAGAGGUCAAAGGGUCCGCCAAUCAACUUUAGAAAAGCCAGAUCAAAAUGUCAGAAAUUCAGCAAGGAGCUGAGCAGCUGCUCAGUAUGUCAAAAGGUUGUGGAGGAUUUGCUUUAUUUUAUUUGUGGACAUCCAUCAUGUAAGAAGUGUUUGAGUUUGAGCCUGACUGACUUACCGACAGACUCGCCCUGCAAAAAGUGUGGAGACACAUUUAUGAAAAACACACUCAAAGACGGAGGUAACAGUGUCAUUCUGGAAGCAAAGAUGAAUCUUAAAAAAGCAAUGAAAAAUAAAUUCACUAUGACGUCUGAAGGUAAUGGUGAUCAUCACAGUUCCCUCAAAAGCAUCUACACAACCCUAUUCAUCACUACUGGAGAUAAUGAUGGACGAAAUGUGGAACAUGAGUACAGACAGCUGAAAAAUGCUCAUAAAAACCAACCAUUGCACGACUCUACAGUCAACCUGAGUGAGCUCUUCCAAUCGGUGCCUGCCCAGGAGAAACCCAACAGGACAAUCCUGACAAAGGGAGUUGCAGGAAUUGGAAAAUCCUUUGCUGCUCAGAAGUUCAUUCUUGAUUGGGCUGAAGAGGAAACAAACCAAGAUAUUGAUUUUGUUUUCAGUCUUGCUUUUCGAGAGUUAAAUUUGAGUGUAGGAGAGAAAAGCCUCCAUGAGCUGCUGACUGAGUUUCAUCCAUCUCUCCGACCUCUGAAAGAUUCCCAGGAUUACGCCAAAACAAAGAUCAUAGUGAUCCUUGAUGGUCUGGAUGAAAACAGAUAUCAGUUGGACUUUCAGAAAUCAGACAAAGUAACAUCUGCUGAUGAUGUAGCUUCUGUAGGUGAUCUUGUUGUAAACCUGAUCCAGGGUAACCUCCUUCCUGAUGCAAACAUCUGGUUAACGUCCCGACCAGCAGCAGCCAGUCAGAUCCCUGCAGAGUACAUCGACAUGGUGACAGAGAUAAGGGGGUUCACUGAUGCUCAGAAACUAGAAUAUUUCACAAAGAGAUUUGGUGAUGAUUCGAGUCUCACUGAAAGGAUAACAUCCCAUAUUCAGUCCUCACAAUCCCUGGACAUCAUGUGCCAGAUCCCAGUCUUCUGUUGGAUUUCUGCUGUCUUAUUCCAGGAAGUCUUCAGCAGAAAUGAAGAGACAGAAAUCCCCCAGACUCUUACAGAGUUAAUGGCACAUUUUGUCUUUGCUCAGUCAAAACGUAGAAGCAGAAAGUAUGACAUGAACCCUGAGAAAAACAGAGAGAAGCUCCUGGAGACUCACAGAGAAUUUCUUCUGAAACUUGGGAAACUCGCGUUUGUCCAGCUUCAAGAAAACCAACUCAUCUUUUAUGAGGAAGACCUGAAAGAUUGUGGCAUUGAUGUCGGAGAAGCAAUAAUCUACUCUGGUUUAUGUAACACUGUUCUCCAGGAAGAGGAAGUCUCCUCCCAGAAGAAAGUCUUCUUCUUUGUGCAUCUGACUCUUCAAGAGUUCUUUGCUGCUCUGCACGUCUAUGAAUGCUUGAAAACCAAGAAAACCAACGAACUUGGGAAGUUCCUUUCUGUGGAAGACAAAGAUAUUCCUUUACUUGAGCUUCUAAAGAUGACAGUUAACAAAGUGCUGGAGAAGAAGAAUGGUUAUUUAGACUUUUUCUUGCGAUUCCUGCUUGGCCUGAUGGUUGAACCCAAUCAGAGAUUCCUUCAAGGUCUGUUGACUCCCCUUGACGAAUGGGAUGACACAGACAAGAAAAUCUUAACUUACCUGCGAUCACUUCGAAGAAAAACCAUCUCUCCAGACAGCUGUAUCACCAUCUUCCAGGCCAUGACUGAAAUGAGAGAUCACAAAGUCAAAGAUGAGAUUCAGGAAUUUCUCAAACUGUCUGAUCAUUCAAAAAUGGAACUGGCUCCUUUGCACUGCUCUGCUUUGGCCUACAUGCUGCAGGCCUCCAAGAAUUAUCUGGAUUUACUGGAUCUGAAGAGCUACAACACAUCAGAUGAUGGCAGAAGAAGGUUAAUACCAGCUGUUAGGAGCAGCAAAAGAGCUGUGCUUGCAAAUUGCAAAGUUACGAAGGAUUGGAUGGUCUCUCUGGCCAUUGCCCUCAAGUUUUCCUACUCAGCUUUGAGGAAUCUCGACUUGAGUAACAAUGACCUGAAAGAUUCAGGAGUGGAGGGGCUUUGUGGAGGACUCUCGAGUAACUCCUGCAAACUGGAAAUACUAAGGAUGUCUGGUUGUUGGGUCACAGAGAAAGGUUGUGAUCAUCUGGUCUCAGCUCUUCACUCCAACCCGUCACAUCUGAUGGAGCUGGACCUGAGCUACAACCAUCCAGGAGACUCUGGAAGCAAGAAGCUCUCUAAGCUGAGGGACGAUCCGCAGUACAAGCUCAGAAAGCUAAACCUCGACUAUGGAGGAACUCACAGAUUGAAGCCUGGCUUUAGAAAAUAUGCCUGUGAACUCACUUUCAGUCCUGAUGCAGAACACCAGAAGCUGGUUCUGUCUGAAGGAAACAGAAAGGUGACCUGGAUGGAGGAUGAUCUCCAUCCCACAGAAAACUCAGGUCACCACCAGCAGGUGCUGUGCAGUCAGGGCCUGACAAAGCGCCACUACUGGGAGGUGGAGGUCUCUGGAUCUUUGAGCAUCGGGGUCGCAUAUAAGGAGGCCUUAAGGAAAGACAAAACAGGUGAUAUCAGAAUGGGGCGCAAUAAGGAUUCUUGGUGUUUGGUUUGUUCAGAUGGUUUUCAUGUUUUGCACCACAAUGACAGAGUAGACGUGUCUUCUCUUGGAAUGCGCACCAGUCGGUUUGGGGUGUAUCUUGACUGGCCUGCUGGUACUCUGUCUUUCUACAGAGUUUCCUCUGAUAGUUUGAUCCAUCUUCAUACUUACACUGUGGCCUUUAGUGAUCCUCUGUAUCCUGCAGUUGAACUUAAUGCCCAAUCAUCUGCUCUAUUUUGUCCCCUAAAGUGAUUUAAUUGGGUCCUGCUCACAUGUCUACAAUGCUGUAAAAAAUCUUUCUAUGGAUUAAUCUGUUCUUGUUGUUUUUUCAGACCAUCAAACAAAUUUUAAAUUGGCUGUUCCAGAUUAGCAUAUCAGGUGCUAGGUCAAUCCAAAAACUUCAUUUAUUUAAGAGUUAAGAGGUGAACUUGCUGGUGUGCAUUGGGUCAUUGUUCCCCUACAAACUGAUGCUGGUCAUUCUCCCAUAGACCAGAAUACAUGGAUCCAUCAGUUACCGCAAUUAGUCCUUAUCCUGAAGGCCUAAAGCAACCCCAGACCAUCAUACUACUACCUCCACUUUUGCCUCUAUUCUCUUACUGAAAUGCAGGUUUACACCAGAUGUAUUGGUACGCACACCAUCCAGAAAGAUCUGCUUCAGCUUUCCAGUCAUUUAAACAUCAUCAUCUCAAUCAUCUGAUCAUCAUCAAGAUGUAUUUUGGGAAAUUGUGAAAUGGCUUUUUAUAAACUCUUUAGUUUUGGCAAAAUCUCUCUUUCUUAUUAUCAAAUCAAGUCCUCUGACUUUAAUUGAGGCAAAUAAGCCCUGAUGUGCUUUAGAUGUUAUUCUGACUUCUUGAUGUCUUGUUUAUGUUGUGAAAUGGAUUACAUUCAAUUGAUUUAUUUACUUGAAUAAAGAGGCAAUAAUCCGGCCUCUGUGUGGUUUGUGAAACUAAGCCAAAAACUUUGGUUAAUCAAGUUAAUUUCAUGUUUUAAUAAGGGGAUAACAGCUGGGGAAGUUGGUUUGGAUAACUUUUUUUAAUAGUCAUUGUUUCUUCAAGUUUUCCCUUUUGCAGUUAAAGCCUCAAACAAACACAUCCUACAUUCUUCAGCUUUCUUCUGCUUGUGUGUUAAAUUAGAAUAAAGUUUACAAUUUCUUCCUAGGGAUUACAUUGGUGCUUCAUUUUUGUUAUUAGCAAGAGCAUUUUUAUUGUCAGUCAUGUUUAUUUUACUGGUUUUACAUUUCUUAAUGUAAAACCAAUUCAAACAAACUUAGCUUUGUUUGAAUUGGUUGAUCUGUUUGGUUGUGAAUUGAUUUUUGAUUUUACAUUAUUUUUGCUUUCACUGUGGUUGGAGUUUAUUGAAUUUAACAGAUAAAAGUAUAAAACUGGAACAUAAACAAACAUAAACAUUGCUCAGCAAAUUUAUUCCUAAAUUUCAGAAAACUGAAAAGAUCCAAAAACUGAAAGAGGUAUUGAAGAUGCAGCAUAUCUUCAUGGCAGCUAGAGAAAUGUUUGUGAUCACAGUAUUUGUAUGUAACAUUUUCAUGUCAGUUUAAGUGAAAGAAGUGUCAUACCAUGAUGUGGUAACUUUGCUAUUUGAAAAGCAAGUACACAAUUUAAUUAUGAACAUUUUAUGAAAUGUCUGUCUCAUAGCUGAAUGGGAAUAUUUUUUUUUAAUUUGUCCUUGUGACUUGGUGCUUUAGCUCAGAGAAAAGCAUUACAAACCAAAAAGUGUUUUUGUGUGAAGUGGAACAUGUUCUCUGUGCAGCAUUUGACCAAAUAACUGUUCUUCUCUUCAAAGUUCCUUCUUGAAAGAAAUGAGACCUAAAGAACAAUCUGUGUCUCCUCAUUAUUCUGUUGUAUGAGUUAUAAAACAUCUGUGAAGCCUCUGAUUGAUGUGUGAUGGUUUACCUUGAUGUCAGUCUUUUUAAAAAGUGUUAUCUGGGUUCAAAAUGUUUUAUCCAAAACAUCAAAUUGUUCCAUUAAAACUCUGCUUGGUGCUC